This is a messenger RNA of Prorocentrum cordatum, 1086 nucleotides long. The record is from the annotation of a GenBank genome assembly. Lineage: Eukaryota; Dinophyceae; Prorocentrales; Prorocentraceae.
CUCCUCUGGCCACUGCAUGGGGAGUCAUGUUCCUGAUCCCUUGGGAGAUCCCGACGGAUUCUGCAUUCUGCUGGGAGAGGUCGCUGGCGUGAUGGGUUCGAGGGCAGAGUGGCCGUCGGGGCCCAGGGAUGCACGCACCGCAGGAUGGACUGCGCCGUGUGCCUGGAACCGAUCAGCGAAGGAGACGGGCUCGCCUCUGUCAGGACCGCCUGCGGGCACAGCUUCCACCUCCGAUGCACGCUGAAGUGCCUGGAGCACGGCAGCGCAGACUGCCCACUCUGCCGGCAGCCGCUGGACGCGGAGCUGCACGCUGCCUUCCGGCCGUGGAUGGCGCCUGGCCCGCGCCCUGGGCGCGGCCUGGGGCGGGCGGCCUGGCAGGGCGAGCUCGCGGAGAGCGCGGGGGGGGAGGCCCAGUUCGCGAUGGAGGUCGCGGAGAGCGUGGGGCGGUAUCUGGCCUACGAGGAGCUCGAGGAGUUUGGCAGCCAGGCGGGGGCGCAGCCUCCGCGUGGCGGCCCCGCCCCAGCCUUCUGGGCCAGCGCCUCGCCACCUGGGGCGGCGCCUGGGCGCGGCGCCGCGGGCGCCGCGCCCGCGGCCGACCUCGCAGGCGGCCUCGGGGAGCUCGGCCUCGGCGGCGCCGCGGCGCGCCGCCCGCCGCCGCACCGGCGCGCCGCGCUCGAGCACGCGGCGGCCGCCGCCCUCGCGGCCGCCGCCGCCCUCGCGCGGGAGCUCGAGCUCGAUCGGGCGCGGGGGGGCGCCGAGCUGGAGCUGGCGGCCGCCGCGGCAGCCGCCGAGACGCGGGCCGAGGCGCAGGCCGAGGUGCAGGCCGAGGCGCAGGCCGCGGCAGCGUCGCCCGCGCCGAGGCGAGACGGGGCCCGCGCGCCGGGGCGGCGGAUCACGAACGCGCCGCUGAGGUGGAGCGACGGGCCGCCCGGGCAGUGGGGCGCGUCCGGGUCGCAGCCGGGGCCGCUCCUGUUGCCGGGCCAGGGGCCGCUCCAGCCGCAGGAGGGCCAGCUGCCGCAGCGGGUGCCGGCCGAAGAGGAGGGCAACCUCUCUCUGCACUGGGCGGCGCAGGCCGGUCUCCAGUGA